CUUGGUGUACCUCUUGCCGUCGCUUGGAAGAUCGAGUUUUGGCCAAAACUACCGAGGCAUCGCCCACAUUCCGGAUCAUGGAUGUGACAAAAUCGAAUUUCAACGACUUGAAGCCCCAGAUCGAGGAGGCGAUUGAAAAGUGCUCCUUCGCAGCCAUUGACUGCGAGUUCACAGGCCUCGUACUGCCGGAACCGUUGCAUCCUUUGGACACGGUUGCUCAACGGUAUCAGAAGCUCCGUGUCGGUAUUUCGGAAUACCUCGUUGUGCAGUUCGGAUUAUCAUUAUGGACUUUCGACGAAGAGAAGCAGGCGUACAACGUGAAGACAUUCAACAUAUUCACGUACCCCGACCAGAGGCAAGCCUUCAGGUUCAGGAAUCAAGCCAGCUGUCUUUCCUUCCUCGUGGACCACGGCUUCGAUUUGAACCGAUGCGUGAGAGAGGGCGUGCCCUUCCUCCGACCGGCGGAGCUCGAUGACUAUCAAGAGCGAAUAAAGAGACGUCACAUCAGGGAGCUCGCAUCGCUGUUCGAGCAAGAGCAAGCGGGCAGGCCCGUCAAGGGUUUCAACACCUCAGCCGAUGCGCUCAAUUCCUCGUUGACCUCGGAUAACUUCCUCGACAUGGACCCCGCAGUGAGAAUUUACCUCGAAGGUGUGAUGCCGCUGGUCAGCAAAUGGAUGAGCGGCAAAAUGCCGGAUCAGGACAGUGUCCUGCUCCCCGCCUGCAACGACUUCAUCCGCAUGACCGUAUACCGACAGAUCGAGAAGAAAUUCCCUGACGACAAGUUCCAGAUGGAAGCCGUGCGAGCGGACAACGGAGCGGACCAACGCGGUUCCAAACACAUAAAAAUAUCUCGCAGUGAUAUGUCUCCCCAUCAGCGUAUGAGCCAGAGGCAUCGGGACGAGAUGGAGGCGCUCAGAGAUAGUUUUGGAGUCGGUUCGGUGCUGAAAACGCUCGUGACCUCCCAGAAGCCUGUGGUCGGACACAAUAGCCUGCGGGAUAUCCUUCACGUCAUCCACCAGUUCGUCGCACCGCUCCCGGAGGAUUUCGGCGAGUUCCAACUUUUGUGCAGAGAACUGUUCCCCGUCCUGUUCGACACAAAACAGAUGUCCGUCACAGGCACGAUCAAGGCCUCCAUCCGAGGCAGCCGACUAGUCGAUGUUUUCAACCAGAUCAAAAACCAACAUGACAAAGCGUUCCCGAUACCGAAGAUCCACUCCGAGCCGGGUUUCGCAUAUGACGACAUGACCCGAGAGCACGAAGCCGGCUUCGACGCUUGGCUGACCGGAUAUAUUUUCGCAGCCUUCGCACACAGCGUGGCACCGAGACCGAAAAACGUUUUUCGCGAGCCAGAUUUCCGCAGUGAAUACUUCAAGCCGUUCGUGAACAAGAUGCAUUUCGGACCAUCACUCGACAUAUCAGUGAUGGACCUCGACGUCAAUCCCGCCGCUGUCAGCCGGACCGAUGUAUACGUCGUCGAAUGGAAGGAGCCCGAGGAUCACUCGCACGCUCGGCUCCUCCUGCAAAUGGCUGGGGGGGCGAAGAAGUGCGGCUGGGGCGACCAGGUGCUGGCCUUCGUGCCGUCGAACGUGGAAAAUUGUAACAAACUGUUGCGGACUCAGGACAGUGCCGCCAUCCCUUGUCGCUUGUACAAGCACCAGACUAAGCAAAAUCGACGAAGGAAAGCGAAAUCGAAAUCUCCUCCGAAUACCGCACCGGUACCCGUUCAGAACGCUGCUCCCACAAGUGGCGCCGUGCCUCCCGCAGCUCCUGCCGCCACGAGCCGGAGUCCGCCGACCGUAGCAAUUUUAUCCCGAGGAGAUGAUUACAGUCCGCAAGCUAGGACCAAUCGCAGCUCGUCACUGACCGGCACAUCAGAACCGCCGAAGAAACCAAAGUUAGACAGUAUCUCAGAGAAACGCAAAACUACCCCGCCGUCGUCUCAGCAGCCGUUUCCCGAAGCCAGCUGGUAGUCGGAAAAGCUAAUCUGGCUGUUCGUAAUGGCGUACGCGCUGUUUUUGAUGAAUGGUAUAUUGAAUUAGCGGAGAUUUCGAGGGAAGAGGUGUGAGGGCUAGAACCUUGGACAAGUCGCUCGCUUGCUCGCCGGGUCGAUGCACCAAGGUUCCCCUCUGUCCUCUUCCUGAAGGUAUAAUUCUCUCGUCACUCGGUUCCGGAGUCAGAAUGAAGUCCGACGCCGGAACGGAGGAGAUGCGCUCACGGCUACCGUUGAGGAAACUUUGAGGGAAUAUCCUCUGCUCCGAGAUCUCUCCCAGCGCGCGCGGGGUUCGAGUGUUUCCGCUAAUCAUCCCCGCUCAUGUAUCACGUCUGCUAAUUCGGCCCUCUUUCUCAUUCUUAUCCCGUUGCAUGAUCCCAUCCCGAAGUUCGCCCCGCACGUGACCUCGAUCAAGACGCCCAAAUCCUAAAGAGCGAGGCCCGAUUGUGAUUCUCGCCGUGAAUCGUGUUGUGAGUGAUCGUAUUUGUGAAGUGAUAAGAUCUCAUCUGAUCACAAUUAACGAUUUUCAAGUCUGUUUCAUCAUCAUUUAUAUUCAUCAACAUGAUUCUUUUGUGCCGUUCGGCUCUUUGCAUUGUGCUUACGUCGGGCUGUUACUAAGGUCGAAAACCGCUCCUAGGAUCGCGAGAAACUCCUAACACGAUUUUACCCAAGAACAGCUCCCGUGCUCGAAAGCCGAUCCGAGAGAAUUUGAGGCUCCUCAUUUUUUGAAGGUCAAGACCUCAUCAGGUCAUGCACAGGCACAGCUUUUGAGUCUUCUGUUCGAGAAGUUUUGUUGGGGAAGGCCUGACCACUCUCGUGUGUCCUCAAUGUUUCCCCGAGUGUUCGCUUAUCAUACUGUCCUCGACCCUUGGGUUUUUCGCAUUCCCCUCCAGGGAGGCAUCGCUCAAUCUGUCACGGUAUCCGGCUCGCUCGAGAUGCCCAUUCUUCAGAGUGAGGGAACGUCACUACGUUCAUUCGAUUGGUUGGUCUUCCUACCUCCGAGUCAGUGGUGGAUCUCUGUCUUCCCGAGCCGCUCGUUUCUCGGGGAGCUUCCCCGAAACCGUCGGCGG
Messenger RNA from Galendromus occidentalis (western predatory mite), 3060 nucleotides. Its product is annotated as poly(A)-specific ribonuclease PARN. The transcript is spliced from 2 exons. The coding region runs from base 78 to 1970 and encodes 630 amino acids. The record is from RefSeq and is a predicted model, not a curated record. Lineage: Eukaryota; Metazoa; Arthropoda; Arachnida; Mesostigmata; Phytoseiidae. Gene Ontology annotation, molecular function: 3'-5'-RNA exonuclease activity; RNA binding.